Molecule: messenger RNA, 11165 nt
Organism: Xenopus tropicalis (tropical clawed frog)
Lineage: Eukaryota; Metazoa; Chordata; Amphibia; Anura; Pipidae
Gene: sptbn4
Product: spectrin, beta, non-erythrocytic 4
Exons: 37
Coding region: 178-7815 (2545 amino acids)
Biological process (GO): actin cytoskeleton organization; vesicle-mediated transport
Cellular component (GO): cytoplasm; cortical actin cytoskeleton; cytoskeleton
Molecular function (GO): actin filament binding; actin binding; structural constituent of cytoskeleton
Source: RefSeq, a predicted model, not a curated record
UUCAUCCCCACAAGGAGAUGCGUCACUGCGCUUACGUCUCUGCGCCAGUCUCGCGUGAUGAGAGCUGCGGUGUUGGGGCUGUAGGAGAAAGAACUUGCAGGCACCCUAGCAACCGCCCUCCCUUCCGAAGUAGGCAGCUCUGUGACAGCAGGGAACCCGAUAAUCCAAGUUGUUGUGAUGGCAAAUGUUAGUCCAGAGCUUGAUAAUAUGGAAGUGCAAACACCCCCAAAUAAUAAUAAUCGAUGGGAACAAAAAGAACAUCCAUGGGAUGAGCCGGCAGCAACAGGGAAACUGUUUGAGUGUUCACGAAUUAAAGCUCUGGCAGAUGAGCGUGAUGCUGUCCAGAAAAAGACUUUUACUAAGUGGAUAAAUUCUCAUCUUUCCAAAGUGCCAUUGCGUGUUAAUGACUUGUACACUGACCUCCGAGAUGGGUACAUCAUCACCAAACUGCUUGAGGUGCUAUCUGGGGAGCAGCUGCCUAAACCCACUAGAGGUCGUAUGCGCAUACAUUAUCUAGAGAAUGUGGACAAGGCACUGCAGUUCCUAAAGGAGCAACGCGUGCACCUGGAGAAUGUUGGAUCUCAUGAUAUUGUUGAUGGAAAUCACCGCUUAACUCUAGGUCUUAUAUGGACUAUUAUCCUUCGCUUUCAGAUUCAGGUUAUAAGGAUUGAAACAGAGGACAGCCGCGAGACAAGAUCAGCAAAGGAUGCCCUUCUCCUUUGGUGCCAAAUGAAGACAUCUGGAUAUCCAGAAGUCAAUAUCCAGAACUUUACAACUAGCUGGAGAGAUGGGCUUGCUUUUAGUGCUCUGAUUCACAGACACAGACCAGAUGUUAUAGACUUUAACAAACUGACCAAAUCAAAUGCCACAUACAAUCUUCAGCAUGCAUUUAAUACAGCUGAACAGCAACUGGGCCUUACCAAACUUUUGGACCCUGAAGAUGUCAAUAUGGAGCAUCCAGAUGAAAAAUCAAUCAUCACCUAUGUGGUAUCUUUUUAUCACUACUUCUCCAAGAUGAAGGCCCUAGCUGUAGAAGGCAAGCGGAUUGGCAAGGUACUUGACAAGGCUAUUGAGACUGAGAAAGAUAUUGUGAAGUACGAGGUUUUGGCAUCUGAGCUCUUGGAAUGGAUUGAGAGGACCAUAGCCAUAAUCACCAACCAGAAAUUUGCUAACUCACUGCUGGGUGUUCAGCAGCAACUCCAGGUCUUCACUACCUACUGUACCACUGAGAAGCCCUGCAAGUUCCAGGAGAAAGGAAAUUUGGAGGUUUUACUAUUUAGCAUUCAGAGCAAGAUGAGGGAAGAGAAAUGUAAGCUUUAUGUCCCAAGUGAAGGCAAAAACAUUUCUGACAUCAACAAGGCUUGGGCAUGUCUGGAGAAGGCAGAACAUGAGCGGGAAGUGGCUUUGCGUAAUGAACUCAUCCGUCAGGAGAAGUUGGAGCUGCUUUCCCAACGCUUUGAUCAGAAGGCUGCCAUGAGGGAGGCAUGGCUAAGUGAGAACCAGCGCCUUGUUUCCCAGGAUAACUUUGGUUAUGAUCUCCCUGCUGUGGAGGCUGCAAUGAAGAAACAUGAGGCAAUUGAAGCUGACAUUUCCUCCUAUGAAGAAAGAAUACAGGUAGUGGCUGAUCUGGCUCAAGAGUUGGAGGCGGAGGGAUAUUAUGAUAUCUGCAGGAUUUCUGCCCAAAAGGACAACAUAUUACGUCAGUGGAACCUUCUUAAGGACAUGCUGAGCUCCCGAAGGGCGAGGCUGGAGCAGAACUUGUCCUUGCAGAAAAUAUUCCAGGAAAUGGUCUAUAUGAUCGACUGGAUGGAUGAAAUGCAGGUCCCUUUAUCUUCCAAAGACUUUGGAAAACAUUUGUUGGAAGUGGAAGACCUGCUGCAGAAACACUGUUUACUGGAGGCUGAUAUUGCUGCUCAAACUGAGAGGGUUAAUUCUCUGAACCAAGCUGCCCUAAAGUUCACUCAGAUGACUGACUACCAGCCCUGCGACCCUCAAGUAAUCUGCAACCGUGUGGAACAUGUUAGGAGUUGCUUAGAGGGUCUGCGCCAGCUAGCUGAGAAGCGUCGUGGGGAAUUGGAGGAGUCACGCCGCCUCUGGUGUUUUCUGCAGGAAGUGGAGGAGGCUGAAGGCUGGAUUCGUGAAAAAGAACAAAUCUUGUCUGCACCACAGAGCUAUGGAAAGGAUCUAAGUAGUGUUCUUCGUCUCCUCAGUAAACAUAAGAUCUUGGUAGGGGAACUAAGAGGCAGGCAUGCCAUGUUACAACAGACCCUCCAGAAGGGAGAGCAGGUGCUUGCCAAGAGACGAAAAGGCAUGUCUGGGCUUCGUCAGCGAAUGGAGCAGGUGAGACUUAAGUGGGAAAACCUACAGAAGGCCUGUGAUAAUCAUCAGCAAAAGCUUCAGGAAGCCUCCAGCUUCUACCAGUUCAGUGCUGACACAAUGGAGCUAGCAGGUUGGCUGCAGGAUACUUACCGCUUAGUCUCCAGUGAUGACUUUGGUCAUGAUGAGUAUUCAACCCAAUCCUUGGUAAAGAAACACAGAGCAGAAACUGUGGAAAUAGAGAAACACAAAGUUGCUGUGUUGGGUCUGAGACAACAACUGUCAGAACUGGGUGCAGAGUACAGGGAUCAAGUUGAUGUGCAGAUUACUAUUGUGGAGGUGGAGCAGCUCUAUGGAGAAGUGGUGGAAGUGUCUGCCCUCAGGAGCCAAUGGCUUCAAGAUGCCUUGGAUGUUUAUAAAAUGUUUGGUGAGGUAAACUCCUGUGAGGUCUGGAUUGAUGAGAAGGAACAGUGGUUGAUGAAGAUGGAAAUUCCUCAGCGACUUGAGGAGGUGGAAGUUGUUCAGCACAGGUUUGAGAGCCUGGACCAGGAAAUGAACAGCCUAAUGGGGCGUGUGUUGGAUGUUAAUCAGAUUGUACAGCAGCUUCUUGAGGGUGGUCACCCCAGUUCUUCUGAGGUUCGUGCUUGCCAGGACCACCUAAACAGCAGGUGGAAUAGAAUUGUGGAGUUGGUGGAACAAAGGAAAGAACAAUUGAGCUCUGUUCUCCGUCUGCAGAAUUAUUUCCUGGAGUGUAAUGAAGUGAAAUCCCAGAUUCGGGAAAAAAGAAGAACUAUGGAGACUCCACAGUGUGGAAGUGGUGAGCUAGGCGGCGUAUUGUCCCUUCAGAGGAAACUUUCGAGUAUGGAGGCCGCUUUGUUGGCUCUGGAACCUAAACUUGUUCAGCUUCAGCAAGAUGCCGAAAUUCUUGCCACCAGUCAUCCUUCUCAAGCAAUGGAGGUACUUGUGCAUUUUGAGGAAAUCAGUGGAGAAUGGGAUGCCUUAAAGAGGACCCUCCAAGGAUGUGAGGACUCCCUUACAGUUGCCAACAAGCUCCAACAGUUCAUUCAGGACUUAGACAACUUCCUGACCUGGUUAGUUAAAACACAGACUGCUGUGGCUGCUGAAGAACUUCCAUCAAAUUUAGCAGAAGCUGAGAGACUACUAGGACUUCAUGGCUCCCUUAAAGAAGAGAUCAGUCGGUAUGAGGAAGAAUACAACAAAAUUCAGGCAGUCAAUGAUCUUUUAAGCCUGGAAGAGGCAGACCUUCCAUAUCUAUCACUGCAGCAAUGGCUACAGAAGCUGGAGGUGGGAUGGAACAAGCUGCUGCAGAUGUGGGAGAACCGAAGGGAGGUUCUUGUGCAGGCACACAUUUUCCAUCUUUUUCUAAGAGAUUUUAAACAAGCUGAAGCCUGUCUAAACACCCAGGAAUCCACAUUGGCUCAUGUUGAGUUGCCAAACACAGUUGAAGGAGUGGAAGCAGCUAUAAAGAAACACAAAGAUUUUGUAACUACUAUGGAGCUGAAUGUGCAGAAAGUUUCAGUAGCCGUGGAGGCUGGAGAGAGCCUCAUAAGACUCGGGAACGUAUUUGCCGAUCAUGUUCAGGAACGGAUCAGUGCUAUCCAAAAGAGGAGCCAGCGUAAUACGGCACUCGCUCAAAAAUGGCUCCAGAGACUGAGAGACCAUCUACAGCUGCAGCACUUUCUCCAAAACUGCAAUGAGCUGGAUGCCUGGGUUCAUGAGAAAACGCUGAUGGCUCGAGAUAGCUCACGGGACCUGUCUCAGAAACCCCAUAAGAAAUGGCUAAAGCACCAGGCAUUCAUGGCUGAGCUCUCGCAGAAUAAAGGUUGGCUUGAGAAGAUAGAAAAGGAAGGUCAACAGCUAAUCCAGGAAAAACCAGAAUUGGCUGGAGUGGUGAAAAAGAAGCUUGAGGAGAUUCGACAAUGUUGGGUUGAACUGGAGUCAAGUACCCAGGCCAAGGCCCAGCAACUCUUUCAAGCCACAAAGGCAGACCAGGUGGUGCAGAACUACUCGGAACUCGGCAAAAGGUUAUACCAUUUAAAGGAACAGUUACAGCCCGUGGAUCCAGUACCUGAUGUUUCCAGUGUAAACACUCAACUCAAAAGGCUUGAGACAAUGGAGUCUCAGAUGGAAGAGUGGUACAAAGAAGUUGGAGAACUGCAAGCACAGAUUGCCUCUCUUCCUCUGGAAGUGGCAAGUCAAAAGGCACUGGAAGAGAAGCAAAAUGAGGUGGGAACAACAAUUGUGCGCCUGAUUGAGCCACUGAAGGAGAGGAGAAGGAUUCUUUUGGCUUCUAAAGAGGUGCAUCAGGUUACCCGAGACCUGGAGGAUGAAAUUUUCUGGGUGCAAGAGCGACUGCCUCUUGCUACUUCCAAGGAACAUGGGAGCAAUCUUCAAAUUGUGCAGCAACUCAUCAAGAAAAACCAGAACCUGCGACGGGAGAUUCAGGUGCAUUCCCCUCGGGUAGAUGAUAUUCUAGAAAGGGCAGGGGCUAUUGCCAGCAUCCGAACUCCAGAGGCAGAGGGAGUGCGGCUUGGGUAUGAGAGCCUCGGGGAGAUGUGGAAUAUGCUACGAGAUGAGACUGAAAGAAGACAGCAGCUACUCGACAUUACCUACCAGGUGCAGCAGUAUUAUUUUGAUGUAGGAGAAGUGGAGACCUGGCUGAGUGAGCAGGAACUUCUUAUGAUGAAUGAUGAGAAGGGGAAGGAUGAACAGAGCACUCUGCAACUCCUGAAGAAACACCUUAUGCUGGAACAGACUAUUGAGAAUUAUGAGGAGACAAUAGCUCAGCUCUCUAGGCAGUGCCGCACCCUUCUGGACCUAGGACACCCAGACAGCGAGCAGAUAAGUAAGCGUCAGUCUCAGAUUGAUCGGCUCUACGUGUCUCUGAAGGACUUGGUAGAUGAGCGGAAGGGACGCCUGGAGCAGCAGUAUUGGCUCUUCCAGUUAAGUCGUGAGGUGGAUGAGCUAGAGCAGUGGAUAGCAGAAAAAGAAGUUGUGGCUGGAUCUCCAGAGCUUGGACAAGACUAUGAGCAUGUGACACUUCUUCAGGAGAAAUUCACAGAGUUUGCCACUGAAACAGGCAGUGUAGGACAAGAACGCAUCUCUGCGGUGAAUCAAAUGGUGGAUGAGCUAAUUGACUUUGGGCAUUCAGAUGCAGCCAUUAUUGCAGAGUGGAAAGAUGGUGUCAAUGAGGCUUGGGCUGAUUUGCUGGAAUUGAUGGAGACCAGAUCACAGAUGUUGGCUGCUUCUCAUGAGCUGUAUAAGUUUUUCAAUGACUGCAAAGAAGUAUUAAGUCAAGUUGAGGAGAAAAAGCAGAGGUUGCCAGAAGUGAAGGCUCAAGAAGCCAAGCUAUCGGCAGGGUCCUUGCAAAGGAUACUCAGCUCUUUUGAACAUGAUAUUCAAGUUCUUGUAACUCAGGUACGUCAGCUGCAGGAGAAUGCAGCCCAACUGCGCACUGUUUAUGCUGGUGAAAAUGCCGCUGCAAUUGUGACUAGUGAGCAGGAAGUCAUGCGAGCAUGGAAAGAGCUGCUGACAUCUUGUGAGGACUGCAGACUGCAAAUAACUAGUACCACUGAUCGAAUUAAGUUCCUCAAUCUUGUGAGAGACCUGAUUUCCUGGAUGGAAAGCAUUACGUGCCAGAUUGGCGCAGAAGAAAAGCCCAGAGAUGUGUCAUCUGUGGAAGUCUUAAUGAGUUACCAUCAAGGGCUAAAGAGUGAGAUUGAGUCACGGAACAAGAGGAUUGCAGAUUGUGUGGAGCUAGGCAAGACCCUGGUCCUGAACAAAAGACCAUCUUCAGAUGAGAUAAAGCAGAGUUUGGACAGGUUAAUGGCAAAGAAAAAGGAAAUGUUGGAAAAAUGGAACAAACACUGGGAGUGGCUUCAACAAAUGUUGGAGGUUCACCAGUUUGCCCAAGAAGCUGGAGUGGCAGAUGCCUGGCUGACGGCUCAAGAACCUAUUGUUAAAAGCCCUGAGCUUGGCAACAGUGUAGAUGAGGUGGAGCAGCUCAUCCGAAGACAUGAGGCCUUCCGCAAAACAGCCGCAGUUUGGGAGGAGAGGUUUAGUUCAUUGAGACGCCUUACUACGCUAGAGAAACUAAAAGCAGAGCAAAGUAAGCAGCCUGCAACACCUCUUCUCGGCCGCAAGGUUUUUCCAGACACAACUGAUUAUUCUGCUCGCCCUUCCCCUCUUUCACGUCAAACCGUCUAUGAGAAUUCUGAGACAAAAUUGGAUCAAAAAGAAGCUCUUUCCAUCCCUGAUGGUGGCCAACAGGAAAUUCGAAGGGCAAGAGCUGAAAAGGGAGAGACAAGGGUAGGAUAUGUUCGACAGGAUAUAAAGCCAGAACGUCUACAGCCAAAGAUGGACCAUGUGGAGACCAAAGUAGCAGAUAAACCACUUGCAGCACAGGAGGUUGAAAGGGCAGAGAAGACUGAAAUCAAAUUUGCACAAGGAAUGGCUAACUUGACUGUGGAAAAACCAGAAAUUAAGGGAAGUCGUCACACUGAGAGGAAGAGGGACAGGCAUGAAAGGCGGUUGGAACGGCAAGAGUCUAGUGAGCAGGAAACCCCAAAACAAGAGCCUCCGGAGAGACGGCGAGAUCGUCAUGAGAAGCGAUUAGAGCGGCAGGGAUCCAGUGAGCAGGAAACCCCAAAACAAGAGCAAUCUGAGAGGAGAAGAGACAGGCAUGAGAGGAGAACAGAAAGACAGGAUACAAUUGAACAGGACAAGCCAAGGACUGAACCUGAGAAGCAAGCAGGAAAAGCUACUUUGGCAGAUAUUGUGGAGCAGCUACAAGAGAAAGAAGCUUUCCAGAACAGCUCCGGUGGCCAAGAUUCUCCUGCCCGUGUACCAAAUGGGGUAGACAAACUUCCUGAAAGAACAACAAGACCAGAUCGUCCACGAGCCAGAGAUCGUCCAAAGCCAAGGAGAAGACCUCGACCCAAAGAUCCUAACCAACCUCCUGGCGAGGCACGAAGGUCACGCUCAGCCCCAGCACAGAGCAGUGCUCCACCUCCACCACCUCCCACCCACACCAUUCAACAAGAAGGAUACCUGUUCAGGAAACAUGAGCUUGAUGGGCCCAGUAAAAAGGCUUCAAAUAGGUCAUGGAUAAAUCUAUACUGUGUAUUAAACAAAGGAGAUCUUGGGGUAUACAAGGAUGCAAAGAGUCAGAGCUCAGGGGCCACACAUGGUGGUGAGCCCCUAUUAAACCUACUUGGAGCCUCCUGUGAGGUAGCUAGUGAAUACAAGAAGAAGAAAUUUGUGUUCAAACUCAGGUCAACAGAUGGUAGAGAAUUCCUCUUUCAAGCAAAAGAUGAGGAGGAGAUGAAAAACUGGAUUACUGCGAUAACCACAUGUGUCUCACAACAUGCAGAGAUUGCACGGUGGAGCCAGAGUCUUCUCACUACCUCCUCCACCGAUGAAGGUAACAUAAAGCGUGAGACUGAGCGCAGACCCAGUGGGGGUGGUCGGAAAAAGUGAAAACAAUGAGGAAGCAAGGAACAUUCCAGUCAAACUCCUUCUGCCUUUGGUGAGAGCUGGAGAAGAAUACAAGCAGAAUUAACCUUUUCCACAUGUGGACAGCUAGAUUUCUGCCAUGAUUUGGGACUAAACCUUUAUGUCUAUGCAUUGCCCGGAUUAUUUUGUCCUGCAACCUCAAGUCUAAGGGUUUACAAAUGGUUGCCCUUUCAUCGGUAAACUUCCAUUCAUGUUCAGUCUUGGCUAUACAGGGGCAGAUAUAUUUAAUACUCUCUAUAUGGAUCCAAUGAACAUGCAUAUCAUAUCUACAGCCAAAUUUUUAUAAACAUAUAAAAAGCAAUUAACCAUGCACUGGAAACCAAGCCUAGGUGGGAACACCAGUUUAAAAACCAUUACUGUGAGCUGAAUCUUCCAGAUGUUGAUGAAACUUCUGUUAGGGAGGAUUGUUAGUAGGGAAAAAUAAAAGCACACACUCGUUUAAAAGGCAGGGGCAGGGAAAUGAAUAAUAAUGCCUGUUUGUAGAUAGGGUUUUGCUGAGGAGAGAGAUUAUUGUUAAGAAAUGUUGAAUAGAAAUUGUUAGCUUUUUAAGUGCAAUAUUUCGGUGUCUGGCACACUAACAAAACCACCAGUGAGAGUUCACUGGUGACUAAAAGGUUUGCAGUAUGCAUGUAUCUGAAUAAUCUCCUUUGAGUGCAAAGUCAUUCAUUUAAACUGCAGAUUGGCUGGUCCUUAAGACCAAAUUUGUUUUUGCAUUUCUUGCUGUGCCCUAUAACCUGCUCCAUAGCUGCAAAUCCAUAAUGAAGACAUCACCCUAAAGAAACCAGGGCUGCUGCUAUUGUAGAAAUACAAGUGUAGGUCCACUUAGAAGAGCAAACACAGAAGGCAGCCAUUCCCUAACCCAUGAUUGGUAAAAACAAUACAAUAUUUAAGUUGAAUGCACAAACCAAAUCUACAUUGUGUUUAGUGCAUUACUAGGUUGUUGAUAAUUAGGUAACCCAUCUUUAUGUUGUUUCCAGAAUCUUACCAAAUGCAGAAAAGCUACAGCCCGAAGUUUGAGAAUCCUAAAGAAAACGCAAGUAAAAAAAAUCCUGUGCGAUUUAUUACUAAUGUGGGUGAAAAUGUGCACUAGGGUAGUAAACCAUAGCAGUUAAUGAGACACAUGCAUUUGUUAUGCAGACUGCAACAAAAGUGAUGGGUUACUGCACUAGGGCACAUUUCUCUGUGUUAGUAAAUAAAGGGCUAGAAGAGUCUGAUGUCAGGUGACUGUUACUUAGCAGCGCUAAGCUCUCGUGUUUGACAGUAGCUAAUAGUUUAGCAGAAUGCUAUAGUGUCAGUAGGAGCAUAGUUUUCAUUGUGUUUGCAGAGUUAAAAGGAUAUAUUAAUCUUAUUUCUCAAUGAGUGAAGUAUAAUUCACAGCUGUUAUGUAUAUGCAACUAUAUAUACACACACAUCUAUGCACAACCCCUGUGAUAUCAUGUGUCUGUGCCAGCAUUUGUCCAAUCUGUGAUUUGAACUUUAGAAGGAACAAACACAUGAAAUGAAACUACUUUUAGUUGAGAGGUGAAUGAUAAGUAGAUUGCAAAAUACAAAUUUUCUCUUAAUCUAAAUCUCAGAGCCAGUCGUGAUGGUGUGUUUUGGCAGUACGGUUACAUAUUCACUCAAUAAAUAUUACAAGUAAACCCCUUAACGACUUUCACAAACAUUUUCUUUCCCCAAUAGUUAAAUCUCACAGUUCUUUAUGUUUGGACAGUGCAAAACAGAUGUUGACCAGACUUAUUUAGGGUACUGGCACAUGGAACAUUUUGUCAUCCACGGUAAAUCAGUGCUACCACAGGGAACAAUAUAAGCAUCUGCAUAAAUGUAUAUAGCCAAUGGGAAAACAUUGCCUGUGCUUUCUAAAGUUGUCUUGCAAGGCAACUUCAGGCUACUGCACAACUUAUAUUUUUCCACUGGCAAUUUACUUUUAGGCCAGUGAAAAGACGACUAGGGACACUUUGAUGUCUGCUGUUGCACAGAUUUACCACGAGUGAUAAAAUGCCCAUGUGGCAUGGCCCUUAGCAGCAAAGCUACCGAGUAGCAGAAAAGCAGUACAUAAAGGCUCUGUCACAUACAGUGGUGCUGGAAAGUUUGUGAAAACCUAAAACAUCAUCUGAUUUUUAAACAAGUCCUAAAAGUAGAAUAACAACCUAGUUAAACAAGUACCAAAUAUGAUAGUUUUUGUUUCAAUGUAUUUAUUGAAAAAAUAAUUGAAAUAAAAUAUCUGUGUGAGACAAAAGUAAGUGAAUAGUGCAGUCAGUACUUGGUGUGACCCCCUUGUGCAGCAAUAACUGCAACUAAACAUUUGUGGUAACUGUUGAUCAGUCCUGUACAUUGACUUUGACAAUUUUAGCUCUUUAGACCCCUUGCAGUUAAGAGUUAUCUUCUGGGUAGGGUAUUAACUUGAAUUUCCUCCAUUUGUACACAGUCUGUCUGACUGCUGAUUGGUGGAGUCCAAACCAUUUCCAGCAUUAUGGGCAUCAACAACUAUUUCUGAGGUCCCCAGACACCUCCUUUGUUCAAGCCAUGAUACACAUCCACAAAUGUGUUGUGCCAGAGAUCAGGCUUUGCUGGAUCCUUUAAAAUGUAACAGGGUCUCUCACUUAAACCUAAUUUUCAUCCCAUUGACUGAAAACACCACUCUGAUUUCACCUUCAAAUAAUAUGAUAAUCCUAAAGAUUUACUUACCAUCUGCGUGUCACAUAAGUAUUGGAUCAUAUUUAUUUUAAAUAAAUACAUGACCUAAUAUUUGUUCCAUUUGGUUUACUAGGUUAAAGGAAGGGUUCACAAACUUUUGAGAACCACUGUACCUGCCUGCUCUUCCUGCAUCCUUUGCACAUUGUCCUUUGCUAUUAUUUUACAUAGUUCUGCAGCUAAAGCUUUGUAUAUAAUAUUGUUCUCCAAAGCCAUUUGAGCCCAGGGAGCCACCAUAAAAAUAAACAGCUAGCUUUAGUAAUUCAGUUUUCAUUUGGGUGCGUUUUUAAUAGCUUUUUAGAGAGCCUGGGUGCUGUUUAGUCCACUCAGUGUUACAUGGUCCAUGGAAGGAAUGCAUGCUGUUGGGUACAGAAAGUAAUGUUCAUGCAUGAGUAGGUGACAUCCUCUCACACUCGGUAAAAGUUCCCACCUCUGUACAUGGUUUUCUAAAUCAUUUAAUAAAAUGUAUUUUAUUGUACAGAAAAUGCAGAUAUUAGGGAGAAAACAGUAUGUACCCUGUGCAGACAUUAGGAGUUCAAAUUAAACAACACAUUACCAGAGGUCUAUAAGCAACGUCUUGGCUUUAUACCUUUCUGAAAAAUAAAUGAAGGAAAGUCAUUGUA